AUGGAGGAAUUUUACUGUAUCUUUUGUGCUGAAAUCGUAACCUUCCGCCAAGAGGCCCUACUCUGCGGCGGAUGCGACAGAUGGAAACACCAUCGUUGUUACACUGGCGUUGACCGAGCCACAUAUCGACAGGCAGUAAGGACCGGCCACGACAUUUUAUGGACUUGCAUCUAUUGUACAGACGAGACACCAGUACCGGUUGCUGCUAGUUCGAUGAUCAAUACAGGUAUAUAAUUGAAUCUUCCAUCGAAGAGCCUCUCAUCGGAGACGACAUGGCGUCCGAGAACCCAAACAAUCAUGUAACAUUCCAGCUAGUAGAAGAAGGGAGUAAGCGUCGCAAAACGAAACUAGUGGACAGCUUGGGAUACAGCUACAACGUCAGAUCCAAACGGUCUUACGCAACUUAUUGGCAAUGCACGGUUCGUCCUCGAGGAAAUGCUUGCAAGGUUACGGUAAUCCAACGGGACGGAACUUUUUAAGCGGGGACCAACGCCCAUAACCAUUCUUCAGAACCAGGGGCAGUGACAGCAGCCAAAAUCGUGAAGUUGGUAAAAGAGAAGGCUCUGGAGGAUAAGUUCAAGCCGGCCUCAGCAAUAGUGGAAGAGGUAUUUAAAUUGCACCUUACGGACUUACAAGUGAACUGAGCUAAUGGGAAAUUUUCGAAUCCGAAGUUUUCUAAUUCCUAAUUUUCUCUGUCGUAAAUGUUUGACAAUUCAAAACAUUCUACAAACUUUUCAAAGACUUUUCAUUUUUGAGAAAAAUAACUGAAAGACGGUCAACUUGAUAAUUGUUAAGCAACGUUUUUUAUUUUCCUUCUUUUUUUUUUCAGGUCUUGUUGAAUGAACUGAACGCGGGUUGUCCAGCACUCUCUAAGCCGGAGCAUAUGGCUCGAGCUGCGAACCGUUUACGGCAGAGACUUCGCCCGGAGGAUCCAAAGGACCUCGACUUCGAAAUAAUGGAAGACUGCAUUCCGCAAGGGUUCUUCCAGGCAGAAGUUUACGUCAAGGAAAGAAGGCAACUCAUCUUCGCUACAGACGAACAACUUACGAUCCUCGCAAAAGCCAAGUCUUGGUAUCUUGAUGGUACUUUCAAACUUGUGCGCAAACCUUUCCAGCAGCUGGUA
Messenger RNA from Porites lobata, 1123 nucleotides. The record is from the annotation of a GenBank genome assembly. NCBI's taxonomy places the organism in Eukaryota, Metazoa, Cnidaria, Anthozoa, Scleractinia, Poritidae.